AUGAGCGGCGAGUAUCCACCGCCGGCGGGGGCAUGGACCACCGGCCUCUGUGGCUGCUUCAGCGACUGCAAGAGCUGUUGCCUGUCGUUCUUCUGCCCGUGUAUCCCGUUCGGACAGGUGGCAGAGGUCUUAGACAAGGGCGUCACAUCCUGUGGUCUAGCCGGCCUGAUCUACUGCUUGCUGCUGCAUGCCGGGGUGUGGCUGCUCCCGUGCCACUGCCUCUACACCUGCACCUACCGUCGCAAGCUCCGGGCGGCGUACGGCCUGCCGCCGGAGCCGUGCGGCGACUGCUGCGUCCACUUCUGGUGCGGCCCAUGCGCGCUCUCCCAGAUGUACCGAGAGCUCAAGAACCGGGGCGCCGACCCGGCUGAUGGCUCGAGGGAGUAG
Miscanthus lutarioriparius is the source of this 387-nucleotide messenger RNA. Lineage: Eukaryota; Viridiplantae; Streptophyta; Magnoliopsida; Poales; Poaceae. The record is from the annotation of a GenBank genome assembly.